Molecule: messenger RNA, 713 nt
Organism: Orussus abietinus
Lineage: Eukaryota; Metazoa; Arthropoda; Insecta; Hymenoptera; Orussidae
Exons: 2
Coding region: 84-539 (151 amino acids)
Source: RefSeq, a predicted model, not a curated record
UUUUCUUUUCCAGUCACAAAUAUUUGUUUGAGUGAAAAGGAGAAUGGAGAAUCUAAAUUAAUUAUGUAUUACUUUUACAGACAAUGUAUGCACUGAUACCUAUCGCCUACAUAAUUAUGAUAAUUAUCUUUGUGGCUAACAUGUUGAGAGCUGCGGAGGAAGCCUCGACAGGACUGAGUUUCUAUUUCAUCCCCAACAAAAUUAGUUUCAAAGCAGUUGUCGCGGCAGUAAUUCACUCUCUGUACAUACAAGGUGCCACUUAUGGCAUAAUACUAUUAUACGGCUCACAAAGCGUAUUCCGAUCAAGGAUAGACAUUACUGCAUUACGUAUCUGCGCAAUAACUACCCUUACGUCGCUCUUUACUGGCACUGUGGUUUUUUUAAGAAUGAGGAUGAGAGACCGCGAUUAUUCGCAACAAACUCACCACAAAUUCGUCUACAACACCGAUACCGUGGUAGGUAUGUUUCUCCCUUACAUCUUCUAUUUAUUACGACGUCAAAAUUCAGUUAAAACCUUAAGGCGAUAUGAAAGCCCAUAAAAUUUUAUUUCUUUUUAAUUCGUUUACCAGCGCGUUUUUAAUUUUUUUUAAUAAAAAUGAAAUGUGACUUUCAGCACCUUCCUUAAGACCUCCCUAUUCAAAUGGUAAAACUUCAAACGAUUCAGUUCACCCAUUUUAAAGAAAAGUUUCAUAAACGAUAAACCUUUCCGAUGC